GAUCACUUCCGGAAGCGGAGACCCCGUAUGUUCGAAAAAACGAGAUCUGGAGCAGGCUAGUCUUCUCACUGCUUCUUAACAAUAUCCAGGGACACUAUGAGCACAGAAGACCUCUUAUCAGUGGAUUAUGAAGUUUUUGGCAGAGUGCAAGGCGUAUUUUUCCGGAAAUACACCCAAGCACAGGGGAGGAAGCUUGGCCUGGUGGGAUGGGUCCAAAACACAGACGCAGGAAGUGUUCAGGGGCAGCUCCAAGGCCCACGCAGCCAGGUGAAAGAAAUGCAAGAAUGGUUGAAAUCCACCGGGAGCCCCAAGUCACGCAUAACCAAGGCAGAGUUCAAGAACGAGAAGAAAAUUGAUGGCCUAGAACACUCAUCUUUUAACAUAGUAAAAUAAAAUAACCAAUAGAUUAUACUAGUAAUAUUAACCUUGACACAGAUGUUUUAUUUAUUUAUUUUAUUUUAUUGGAAUGCAGCACAAGUAGUGAAAUGAACAGAUGUGUUUAUGUUUCUCCUUAACAUCUACACGAUGGUAUAAUAAAAACGAAAUUCCU
Anoplopoma fimbria (sablefish) is the source of this 550-nucleotide messenger RNA. RefSeq names its product acylphosphatase 1, erythrocyte (common) type (gene acyp1). The transcript is spliced from 3 exons. The coding region runs from base 97 to 393 and encodes 98 amino acids. NCBI's taxonomy places the organism in Eukaryota, Metazoa, Chordata, Actinopteri, Perciformes, Anoplopomatidae. Gene Ontology annotation, molecular function: acylphosphatase activity. The record is from RefSeq and is a predicted model, not a curated record.